UUUCUCCAGAAGACAUUGUCAGCAACAUGAACACCAAGAUCUUCAUCGUGUUGGGCUUGGCAGCCUUUGCAGCAGCCGACAGCCGGGAGACCUUUGCAUAUGGUCCUCCUCGGGCUUUCUCUGAUGAGUCGUUCGAGUCCGGUGAGACCAAGUACAACUUCAACUGGGUUGUCGACCACGACCCCUCCAGCAACGAAUUCAACCACCAGGAAGCUCGUAAUGAGGAUGACACCAAGGGGUCGUACUCCGUGCAGCUUCCCGACGGCCGUGUCCAGACCGUGACUUACUACGUGGACGGUGACUCCGGCUACGUGGCCGAGGUCACCUACCAGGGCGAGGCUCGCUACCCAGAGUCUGAUGAGUCCAGGGAGUAUGCCCCACCCAGGCCCCGGUACUCUGCCCCCGUAUCUCUUGAGUCCCGUGAGGCUCCCAGGACCCAGUACUUCUUCGGCGAUUCUAAUGAGUCAAAAUAAUCACCCAAGAUCUUCCUAAUAAUGAUGAGUCAAAGUAAUCUUUCAGGAUAUUUCAAAUAUAUCUAAUUUUUCUAAGCAGAACUACUAUAUUUAUACUGUAAAUAUUAUCAAAGUGUAAAUGGUUUAUUUAUAUAAUUAUAAUUUAGAAAAUAACAAUUUAAUUUAAAAUAAAUAUAUGUGAAGGAAUUAU
This is a messenger RNA of Procambarus clarkii (red swamp crayfish), 663 nucleotides long. RefSeq names its product pro-resilin-like. NCBI's taxonomy places the organism in Eukaryota, Metazoa, Arthropoda, Malacostraca, Decapoda, Cambaridae. Gene Ontology annotation, cellular component: extracellular matrix. The record is from RefSeq and is a predicted model, not a curated record.